Messenger RNA from Racocetra fulgida, 147 nucleotides. NCBI's taxonomy places the organism in Eukaryota, Fungi, Glomeromycota, Glomeromycetes, Diversisporales, Gigasporaceae. The record is from the annotation of a GenBank genome assembly.
AGAAUUAUGUAAAAGAUACCAUUUUACGCAAUUGCCUAGGAAUUGAUGAUUUUACGGAUGACGAAGUAAAAUUCUUAGUUGCAAAUCAAACAAAAAUAGAUUAUGAAUAUUAUAUGGCUAAUUUGACAAGCUGGAGAGCUCGUUUGG